Lactuca virosa is the source of this 1589-nucleotide messenger RNA. Lineage: Eukaryota; Viridiplantae; Streptophyta; Magnoliopsida; Asterales; Asteraceae. The record is from the annotation of a GenBank genome assembly.
AUGGAGACACAACACGCGUUAUCCAUUCAGAGAUCAAGCCCAACACAACUUAGCAACCAUGGAACAACCAGAGCUCUAUCAUCAUCUUUCCCUGUUCAUCAUACCACUUUGGAAGAGAAGCAUCCCAAAUUGUUGGACUCUCAACUGUCUUCAACUAAUGGAGUUCUUCGCUCCACAGCUUUCCGCCAGUAUAUGAAAGAAAACAACACGAGUUCUUGGUCUACAGAUUCACUAUCAGAUUUUCUUGAUUACCCUGAAAGUAGCCCUAUUGAGCCAACUAAUUUACAACCCACUCCCACUGACAAUGGUUCUUGUGACCUGCCACCUGAGGAUUUUGCCAAACCAAAUGAUUGGCAGGAUUGGGCUGACCAGCUAAUCACAGAAGAUGAUGCUGCAACCCCAAAUUGGAAUGAUAUUCUAGUUGAUACAGAGCCAAAGCUGGAACUUCCUGUGGGGGGAUCAUCCACAAAGUCAAUGGAAGUCAAAAAGAUGGUUCCUGCAUCACCUGGAGAGUUAUGCAGCCCAAUGACACCAUCAUCAUGUGGGGGUGGAUCCCAAUCCCAAAACAAGCCAAGAAUGCGUUGGACACCAGAACUUCAUGAAGCAUUCGUGGAGGCAGUUAAUAAGCUGGGUGGAAGUGAAAGAGCUACCCCCAAGGGAGUAUUGAAGCAAAUGAAAGUUGAAGGCUUAACCAUCUAUCAUGUAAAAAGUCAUCUGCAGAAAUAUCGAACAGCUAGAUACAAACCUGAACCUUCAUCAGAAGGACCUUCAGAGAAAAAGCCUACUUCAAUGCAAGAUUUACCCUCCUUGGAUUUGAAAGCGAGUUUGGAGAUGACGGAAGCAUUACGAUUACAGGUGGAAGUUCAAAAAAGGCUACACGAACAACUGGAGAUUCAAAGAAACCUACAGAUGAGAAUAGAAGAACAAGGGAAAUACCUCCGGAUGAUAUUUGAGAAGCAAUGCAAGUUUGGCAUUGACAACCUCAAAUCUUCAUCAUCCCCCGAGAAAUCAGAAACCGAAUUAUUGACCAACGAGAUUUCAACUUCUCCGGUUUUAACAGAACCGGAACCGGAACCGGAACCAAAACCAGACCCUAUUAAAGUUGGAUCACCAUCAAGCAAGGUGGAAGUGGACCCCUUGGAAUCACAACCUGCAAAACGUGCUAAAUUAAACGACUCAUCAUAAGAGCCGUGACAUUCUGUAAAUAUAUGUACCAUCACUUGCUUUUCGAUUAUAAACUUCAUUAGUAGGUUGCGUCUGGACAAACUUUCUAGGGCAAUUUGUGAUGAUCGGAUGAGGAGGAGGGCUUUUAUGUUGCCGUCUUUUUCCAUGUCAAUGGGUGGAACUAAAAAUUGUAGUUUUCGAACCAUUGUUAUCAGUCUCAGUGUUGCAUGCCAAAUGCAGUAUAAGACUAUCAUGUUGUCGAGUCUAACGCUAAAUUGGCAAUAUUCUUGUGCAGUUUUGGUUUGUUAUAGAAGCGAAGGUAGCUAGUUACAAGUAUUAAGUUUCGUCCUGUAGACACCGUAUGUUGUUUGCCAAAACUGCACCUCGACUAUGUUUAGUUCUAUUGUAAAUAUGUAUCGAUUUGC